UCUCUCUUUCUUUCUUCAUUCCACUCUCGUCGUCUUCGUACACCUCCUCAACUCCUACUUCUGACUAACCCCUGCUCUCUACCGCGGGAUGUCUAGAACGCAAACUUCUCGCGGGUCCCCGUCGUUUUUGAACACCUUCCAGACUUAGAUCCUGCCACACCGGGUCUGAGAACUAUGCGUAUAACGAAACUGAAAGACCUUCAGGUAACAGUGCUUCGCAAGCAUAUCGUGUCGUUUCUUCGUGAUAUCUCUGCCUAUGAUUCAAUAGCUGGCGAUGAAGAAUGGACAAGUCGCUCGCGUUCUUAUCUUCGACCAUCUACCUCCAUGGAAUGUCCCUUGAACCCAUGGUGUGAUUCCUUCCCGGAGCAUGCCGACGUCGACAAUACCCUUCUACGUUACCGUGUUCAGCCACGCUAUACUUCUGCUCUCCGUCGCAUUACCGAAAUUAAUAAACGCGGAACUUUUCCAUCGAGACAUACGCUCGCAGAGCGCGCAUCUUCGUUACACCUGCCCGAAGCACGUUCUGUUCAUGGAUUUUUUCCUACUCCACAAAAUUGCCACAUCACCAACUUGUUCGACGGCCACACAAACUUUGGCGCAAGUCGGCUGUUGGGGAAACCCUUUCGGACUCCGCUACAAAAACAUCUUCCUUCAAAAUCGGGACUCCUGCAGUCUGUGAACCCGACAGCACGAAUAUCGUUUUUAAAAUGAACGCUCCAUCAGUCGUACAGGAACGUAUAGAAGAAGAUUUCUUCUCGAGUUUGACCCUAAUAAUUAUUCCGAGACGCAGAAAUACUGCGACGCGCUCGCGCAUUACUGCCGACAAGCUUUCUUGAACCCUGGUUUGACUUUCGAAAUCACCAUAACA
This is a messenger RNA of Guyanagaster necrorhizus, 868 nucleotides long. RefSeq lists its product as uncharacterized. NCBI's taxonomy places the organism in Eukaryota, Fungi, Basidiomycota, Agaricomycetes, Agaricales, Physalacriaceae. The record is from RefSeq and is a predicted model, not a curated record. The transcript is spliced from 2 exons. Bases 175 to 711 code for a protein of 178 amino acids.